UCCGCCCGCGGCCCCGGAUGAGCGGAACGGAGCGGCGCCCACUGGAUACCAGCCGCUCUCUCCCAGCUCCCGACGCCAGCCGGACGCGGCCGGAGCGCGGCCCAUGCCCCAGGAGAACAUUGAGUUGGAUAAGAAAGGGGGGCAACAAUGCACCACGGCAGCGGCCCCCAGAGCGCCCCACACCAGCUGCAGAGGUCCCGUGCCUUCGCUGGCAGCGAAGAAGAGCCACAGGCCCCCCCAAACCCACCCCCAUCCCCUGCCACGCCCUUUGCGCCUUCGGCCAGCCCGUCUGCACCCCAGUCGCCUGGCUACCAAGUCCAGCAGCUGAUGAGCAGGAGCCCCGCAGCCGGGCCCAGCGUGAACCUGGCCCUCCAGACUGUGGGGCCAGUGGGGGGAGGAAACCCAGCGCUCACGCUCGCCCCCCUGCCGCUCCCCAGCCCCACAUCUCCGGGCUUCCAGUUCAGUGCACAGCCACGACGGUUUGAGCACGGAUCGCCGUCGUAUAUCCAGGUCACUUCACCACUGUCCCAGCAGGUGCAGACGCAGAGUCCCACACAGCCCAGCCCCGGGCCGGGGCCAGGCCUGCAGAGUGUGCGUGCGGGUGCCCCGGGCCCCGGCCUGGGCUUGUGCAGCAGCCCGACUGGGGGCUUUGUGGACGCCAGCGUGCUGGUGAGGCAGAUCAGCCUGAGCCCGUCCACGGGCGGGCACUUCGUGUUUCAGGACGGCUCGGGCCUCGGCCAGAUGGCACCGGGGGCCCAGGUUCCGCUGCAGCAUGCAGGGCCUCCCCUGGCAGUCCGGGAGCGGAGGCUGUCCCAGCCCCACGCACAGUCUGGGGGGACCGUCCACCACCUGGGGCCCCAGAGCCCUGCUGCCUCAGGCGGGGCCGGCCUGCCGCCCCUGGCCAGCCCCGGCCACAUGGCCACGGCGAGCUUGCCGCCCCAAAUCAGCAGCAUCAUCCAGGGCCAGCUGAUCCAGCAGCAGCAGCUGCAGGGGCCACCGCUGCCCAGACCCCUGCUGCCCGGGGUCGCCGUUGGGGGGGUUCCGGCAUUUGGGAUGACGUCCCCGCCGCCCCCCAGCAGCCCUUCCAGGACCGCGGUGCCCCCAGGCCUCUCCAGCCUUCCCUUGUCGUCCGCGGGGAGCGCGGGGGGCAGAAAGGCCCCCAAGAAGCUGGAGGAGAUCCCCCCGGCCUCCCAGGAGCUGGCCCAGAUGCGGAAGCAGUGCCUGGACCACCACCACCGGGAGAUGGAGUCCCUGAGGGAGACCUUCAGGGAGUACCUGAUCGAGCUGUUUUUCCUGCAACACCUGCAAGGGAACAUGAUGGACUUCCUGGCCUUUAAGAAGAAACACUACGCCCCAUUGCAGGCUUAUCUGAGGCAGAAUGACCUGGACCUGGAGGAGGAGGACGAGGAGGAGGAGGAGGAGGAGGAGGAGAAGUCCGAGGUCAUCAACGACGAGGUAAAGGUUGUGACAGGAAAGGAUGGGCAGACUGGUACUCCCGUUGCUAUAGCAACCCAGCUUCCUCCAAAUGUUUCUGCUGCUUUUUCAUCCCAGCAGCAACCAUUUCAGCAGCAAGGCCUCCCAGGGAGCCUGGUGACAGGGGCUGGAAGUGCCAUAGAAACGGACCCCUUUAGGAGACAGCAGGCGGGACCCCCGGCAGAGCAAUCUAAGCGAUCUCGACUUGAAGUUGGUCACCAAGGGGUAGUUUUCCAGCACCCAGGGGUGAAUACGGGAGUUCCUCUCCAGCAGUUAAUGCCGACAGUUCAAGGAGGGAUGCCUCCUGCCCCCCAGGCCGCUCAGCUCGCAGGACAGAAGCCGAACCAGCAGCAGUAUGACCCGUCCACAGGGCCCCCGGUGCAGAACGCCGCCAGCCUGCACACGCCGCCCCCGCAGCUCCCCAGCAGGCUGGCCCCGGCCGGCCUCCCUGCGACACCCCUGCCGCCGGCACUGCAGUUCCCACAGCCGCCGCAGCCGGCAGAGCCACAGGCAAAGGCACCACCACCCAAUGCACCCGUCCCAGCACCCUCCGCUGGCCAGCAUCCUGCACCCACGCAGCCCACACCACCGGCCCUGCACGUGCCCAUGCCCGGGAAGGCGCAGAUGCAGGCCCCACCGCUGCCGUGCCAGCCCCAGACGGUGACGUCCACGAGACCCCCUGUGGACCCCGCGCAGCCCUGUCAGCGGCCCCCACCCACCUCCUCAGCCUCGGCCAUUGCUCCCACCAGCGGCUCAGGCCCAGGACCCUCGCCUGCACGGGCCUCCCCAGUGAAUAGACCCUCAGCAGCCAGCAAGUCGCUGUCUCCGGUCACCUCCCGGUCCCCGGGGGCAGCUGUGUCAGCCCCGCCAAAGCCACAGAGCCCAGCUCAGAAUGCCGCCCCACCCCCAGACGCCUCUCAGGAUAAGCUAGCAGGACAGAUAGCACUGGAAAACCAGAUCCAUCAGCGAAUAGCAGAGCUGAGGAAGGAAGGCCUGUGGUCCCCUAGGCGGCUGCCCAGGCUGCAGGAGGCCCCGCGCCCCAGAGCUCAUUGGGACUACCUGCUAGAGGAGAUGCAGUGGAUGGCCACGGACUUCGCCCAGGAGAGGAGGUGGAAAGUGGCCGCUGCCAGGAAGCUCGUCAGGACGGUAGCGCGGCAUCAUGAGGAAAAGAAGCUCCGUGAGGAAAGGGGGAAGAGAGAGGAGCAGAGCCGGCUGAGACGGAUAGCUGCCUCAGCUGCCAGAGAAAUUGAGUAUUUCUGGUCAAACAUCGAACAGGUGGUGGAAAUAAAACUGCAAGUAGAAUUAGAAGAGAAAAGGAAGAAGGCCUUAAAUUUACAGAAAGUGUUCAGGAAAGGAAAAGAGUCGAGACCUAAGGGACUUGAUGUGUUACCGGAAAGUGUUCUGGAUUUGGGAGCACCUGCAAGAAAACGGAAAGCGAGCACAUCCCUCACUGAUGAGGAAGUGGAAGACGAGGAGGAGACAAUUGCAGAGGAAGAAGCGAAUGAGGGGCUUGUGGACCACCAGACAGAGCUGUCAGACUUGGCCAAGGAAGCUGAAUUGCCCUUAAUUGAUUUGAUGAAGUUGUAUGAAGGUGCCUUUUUGCCGAAUUUCCAGUGGCCCCAACCUCCCCCUGGCAGUGAGGACACGAGUGAGGACGAAGACACAGAAGAUGGUCCAGGUGACCAGGAGAGCCGGCAGGACGUGGUCGUCAUCGACUCGCUAUUCGUCAUGGACCAGUUCAAAGCUGCUGAGAGAGUGGGUGUUGGGAGACCUCACACAAGGGACAUCGCGGAGGUGACCGCCAUGGCUGAAGCUGUGCUGCCUAAGGGCAGUGCUCGGAUCAGCACCCCGGUGAAGGUGAGCGCCCCCUCUCUGCUGUAUGGUGUGCUCCGAGAUUACCAGAAGGUCGGCCUGGACUGGCUGGCCAAACUCUACCGGAAGCAUCUCAAUGGCAUAUUGGCGGAUGAGGCCGGGCUGGGCAAAACAGUGCAGGUCAUCGCUUUUUUUGCACACCUGGCUUGUAAUGAAGGCAAUUGGGGCCCUCAUCUUGUCGUUGUGAGAAGCUGUAACAUCCUCAAGUGGGAGCUGGAAUUGAAGCGUUGGUGUCCUGGGCUCAAAACCCUUUUAUAUGUUGGCAGCCACAGAGAACUCAAAGCAAAGAGACAGGGCUGGACCGAGCCCAACAGCUUCCACGUGUGCGUCACGUCCUACAAGCUGUUCUUCCGGGGCUACCCGGCCUUCGCGCGCGUACGCUGGCGCUGCCUGGUCAUCGACGAGAUGCAGCGCGUCAAGGGCCUGACGGAAAGGCACUGGGAAGCCGUGUUCGCCCUGCACAGCCAGCAGCGCCUGCUCCUGAUAGACGCGCCCCUGCACAACACCUUCCUGGAGCUGUGGACCACGGUGCACUUCCUCAUCCCGGGCGUCUCCAGGCCCUACCGGCACUGCCCGCUGAAAGCCCCCAGCGAGGAGAGCCAGGACUACUACCACAAAGUGGUCAUACGGCUGCAUAGGGUGACCCAGCCGUUUAUUUUGAGGAGAACCAAGAGAGAUGUGGAAAAGCAACUGACGAAGAAAUUCGAGCAUGUUCUGAAGUGCCGCCUUUCUAACCGACAGAAAGCCUUGUAUGAGGACGUCAUCCUGCAGCCCGGGACCCAGGAGGCCCUGAAGAGCGGGCACUUUGUGGGCGUGCUGAGCAUCCUGCUGCGGCUGCAGCGCAUCUGCAACCACCCCGGGCUGGUGGCGCCCCGGCGCCCCGAGUCAUCCUACACGGCGGGGCAGCUGCAGUACCGCUUGGCCUCCCUCGUCCUCAAGGCACUCGACCGAGACUCCUGGAAGGAAACCGAUCUUUCUAUAUUUGAUCUAAUUGGCUUAGAAAAUAAAAUGACUCGCCACGAGGCAGAAUUGCUAUGUAAGAAAAAGGUGACACGGAAACUCAUCGAGGAGCUGUUCACUGCACCGCCCCCGCCGGGCAGGCCACCGGCCGUCAGGCUGAAGCCCAGCAGGUUGUUCCAGCCUGUGCAGUACGGCCAGAAGCCCGAGGGCCGCACGGUGGCCUUCCCCAGCUCACACCCGCCCCGGACGGCAGCCUCCACUGCGGCCACUGCCACUCCACAGGGCCACGUUCGAGGACGGCCGCCGAUCGCCACGUUCUCUGCAAACCCGGAUGCCAAAGCGGCCGCAGCCCCGUUUCAGACCUCGCAGGCCCCCACCGGCGCUCCGAGACCACAGGCCGCCUCGACCUUCAGCACAGCAGCUAGCCCAGCCCAUCCUGCGAAACUGCGGGCUCAGGCCGCGGCCCCCGCCUCCACCCCGGGUCCGCCCCCGCCCCAGCCCCAGGCCCCCUCGCACGCGGGGCAGGGCACAGUGCCUCAGGGGCUGCUGCUCACCUCGCAGGCCCAGGCGCGCCUGCCCAGUGGGGAGGUCGUCAAAAUAGCCCAGCUGGCUUCCCUUGCAGGGCCACCGAGCCGAGUCGCCCAGCCAGAGACCCCUGUGACGCUGCAGUUCCAAGGAAACAAGUUCACCUUGUCCCAUAGCCAGCUGCGGCAGCUCACGGCUGGCCAGCCCCUGCAGCUCCAAGGCAGCGUUCUUCAGAUUGUGUCCGCCCCCGGGCAGUCCUACCUGCGCCCGCCAGGCCCCGUGGUCAUGCAGACGGUGUCCCAGGCAGGCGCCCUGAACGCUCUGGGAAGCAAGCCCCCUGCCGGCGGCCCGGGCCCUGCACCUGUGACCCCACCAGUCGGUGUGCCUGGCCGAGUGGCCGUCAACCCCCUGACUGUAGGAGACUCUGCGAUGGCCUGCAAACCAGCCUCCCCCAUCGGAGGGCCGACCCAGGAGGAAAAAGCCCGACUUUUGAAAGAGCGGCUGGAUCAGAUUUUUUCUGUCAAUGAACGACGCUGCUCUCGCACCCCCGUCUACGGCAGGGAUCUCUUGGGGAUUUGUUCCCUGCCCGGCAUGGAACGGGUACCAUGGCUCGGGGCUUCGGACAGCAGGCAUGGGAAGGGGGCGGGGCCAGCGAGCCGUUACAUAUCACCCUCCAAAACUCAGAAGGGCCUGAUUUUGACGCUGACCCAACGGCAGGAGUCCCUCCAGGAUGUCAUCGACAGGGUGGUGUGCGUGAUCCCGGCGGUGGUGGCCGCGCCCCCAUCCCUGUGGGUGGCGAGGCCACCUUCCCUCUACAGCCACAGGAUGCGGCUUUUCAGACACCGCCUGCGAGAGCACACGGCGCCCUAUGCCCAGCAGCUUCGGCGGGCGACGGCCCUGCGCUCGCUGCGGUUCCCCGAGCUGAGGCUGGUCCAGCUCGACUCAGGAAAGCUGGAAGCCUUGGCGAUCCUGCUGCAGAAGCUGAAAUCAGAAGGGCGCCGGGUGCUGAUUUUGUCACAGAUGGUCCUUAUGUUAGACAUCCUGGAGACGUUCCUGAACUUCCAUUACCUCACCUACAUACGGAUUGAUGAGAAUGCCAACAGCGAACAGCGGCAGGAGCUGAUGAGGAGCUUCAACAGAGACCGGCGUGUGUUCUGUGCCAUCCUCUCCACUCACAGCCGUGCCACCGGCGUGAGCCUGGUGGAGGCCGACGCCGUGGUGUUCUAUGACAACGACCUGAACCCAGUGAUGGACGCCAAGGCCCAGGAGUGGUGUGACAGGAUCGGGCGGCGCACGGACGUGCACAUAUACAGGCUUGUGAGUGGCAAUUCCAUUGAAGAGAAAUUGUUGAAAAACGGCACCAAAGACUUGAUCCGAGAGGUGGCCGCACAGGGGAACGACUACUCCAUGGCCUUCUUGACACAGCGGACCAUCCAGGAGCUGUUCGAGGUGUGCUCACCCAUGGACGACGCUGGCUUCCCAGUGAAAGCCGAGGAGUUUGUUGUCCUUUCUCAAGAACCUUCUGUCACAGAAACCAUCGCGCCCAAAAUUGCACGACCUUUCAUAGAGGCCCUGAGGAGCAUCGAGUAUCUGGAGGAAGACGCACAGAGGCCCGCGGAGGAGGCCGUGCCCGGCUCCCCGGAUCCCGACAGUGCCGGGCGGGACCAGACGCCCUCACAGUUGGAGGAGCUGGCUGACUUCAUGGAACAGCUUACACCAAUUGAAAAAUAUGCUUUGAAUUACCUGGAAUUAUUCCAUACUUCCAUCGAUCACGAGAAGGAGAGAAAUAGUGAGGAUGUUGUUCUGAGUGCCCUGAGGGCCUGGGAGGCCCAGAACCUGCGGGCGCUGCGGGCACAGGAGGCCCAGGCGCUGCGGGAGCGGGAGCAGGAGCAGCUGCUGACCUACACCAGGGAGGAUGCCUACAGCGCGGAGUACAUCUGCGAAGGUGCCGACGGGCAGACGGAAGUCAUGCCGCUCUGGACGCCUCCCACGCCCCCCCAGGACGACAACGACAUCUACAUCGACUCGGUCAUGUGUCUCAUGUACGAGACAACGCCAAUCCCGGAGUCCAAGCUGCCUCCUGUGUACGUGAGGAGGGAACGCAGGCGACACAAGACGGACCCCUCAGCCGCCGGCAGGAAGAAGAAGCAGCGGCACGGGGAGGCUGUCGUCCCCCCGAGGUCCCUGUUCGACCGUGCUGCCCCGGGCCUGCUGAAGAUGCGGCGAGAGGGCAAGGACCAAAAGAAGAACGUGCUGCUGAAGCAGCAGACGCAGUUUGCCAAGCCUUUGCCGACAUUUGCCAAACCAGCCACCGAGUCAGGUCCUGACAACCCCGAGUGGCUGGUCAGCGAGGACUGGGCGCUGCUGCAGGCCGUGAAGCAGCUGCUGGAGCUGCCCCUGAACCUCACGAUCGUGUCCCCAGCCCACACGCCCAACUGGGACCUCGUCAGCGACGUCGUCAACUCCUGCAGCCGCAUCUACCGCUCUUCCAAGCAGUGCCGGAGCCGUUACGAGACGGUGCUCAUCCCCAGGGAGGAGGGCAAGAGCAAGAACAACCGCCCUCUGCGCACAGGCCAGAUGUACGCCCAGGACGAGAAUGCCACGCACACCCAGCUGUACACGAGCCACUUUGACCUGAUGAAGAUGACAGCCGGGAAGCGGAGCCCCCCCAUCAAGCCUCUGCUUGGCAUGAACCCUUUCCAGAAAAACCCCAAGCACGCCUCCGUGUUGGCAGAAAGUGGAAUCAACUACGACAAACCCCUGCCUCCUAUUCAGGUUGCAUCUCUCCGCGCAGAGCGGAUCGCCAAAGAGAAGAAGGCUCUGGCGGAUCAGCAGAAGGCUCAGCAGCCGCCAGUGGCACAGCCCCCGCCGCCCCCUCCGCAGCCGCCGCCCCCCCAGCAGCCCCCUCCGCCGCUGCCCCAGCCCCCUACGGCGGGCAGCCAGCAGCCGGCCCCACCCACCGUGCCACCACCUGCCCAGGCACAGCCCCCAGCGCAGCCCACGCAGCCCCCACCGAAGGCGCCUCCCGCAAUCACCACGGUGGGCAGCGCCGCUGUGCUGCAGGCAGGAGCCAUUAAAACAUCCGUUACGGGGACAAGCAUGCCAGCAGGCACAGUGAGCGGGAACGUGAUCGUGAACACCAUCGCAGGCGUCCCUGCCGCCACCUUCCAGUCGAUUAACAAGCGCCUCGCUUCACCUGUGGCACCUGGAGCCUUGGCGACCUCCGGAGGCUCAGCGCCUGCCCAGGUGGUCCACACCCAGCAGCGAGCGGUUGGCUCCCCGGCCACUUCCGACCUGGUGUCCCUGGCACCAACUCAGGGUGUUCGAGCAGUCACCUCUGUGACAGCCUCAGCUGUGGUCACUACCAGCCUGACUGCAGUGCAGACCCCAACUCGAUCUUUGGUGACUCAGGUGUCCCAAGCCGCAGGGGUCCCACUGCCUGGGAAGGCCAUCACGCCCGCACACUUCCAGCUCCUCCGGCAGCAGCAGCAGCAGCAGCAGCAGCAGCAGCAGAGCACGCAGGUGCAGGGCCCACAGGUCCCGGCCCAGGCCCAGCCGCCCACGCAGAUCAAAGCCGUCAGCAAGCUGACCCCGGAACACCUGAUCAAGAUGCAGAAACAGAAGCUGCAGCUGCCCCCGCAGGCCCCCCCACCGCAGGCCCCACCGGGGCCCCCGCCGCCCGCUGCCCAGGUGCAACCGCCACAGCCCACACAGCAGCAGAGCCCCCAGCUCACCACGGUCACAGCCUCGCGGCCCGGAGCCCUGCUCACGGGCACCACCGUGGCCAACCUGCAGGUGGCCCGGCUCACCCGGGUCCCCACCUCGCAGCUGCAGGCACAAGGCCAGAUGCAGACGCAGGCACCCCCACCGGCUCAGGUGGCGCUGGCAAAGCCUCCGGUGGUGUCCGUGCCCGCGGCCGUGGUCUCCUCGCCGGGCGUCACGACCCUGCCCAUGAACGUCGCUGGGAUCAGUGUGGCCAUUGGGCAGCCGCAGAAAGCCGCAGGACAGACCGUUGUGGCCCAGCCCGUGCACGUGCAGCAGCUGCUGAAGCUGAAGCAGCAAGCAGUGCAGCAGCAGAAAGCCAUCCAGCCACAGGCCGCCCCGGGCCCAGCCGCUGUCCAGCAGAAGAUCACUGCACAGCAGAUCGCUGCUCAGGGCCAGCCGCAGAAGGUCACCUAUGCCACCCAGCCAGCCCUUAAAACCCAGUUUCUCACCACGCCCAUCUCCCAGGCGCAGAAGCUGGCUGGGACCCAGCAGGUGCAGACCCAGAUCCAGGUUGCAAAACUCCCUCAAGUUGUCCAGCAGCAAACCCCGGUGGCCAGCAUCCAGCAGGUGGGCUUGGCUUCACAGCAGGCAUCCCCACAGACUGUGACCCUCACGCAGGCAACAGCGGCCGGGCAGCAGGUCCAGAUGAUCCCUGCAGUGACCGCGACUGCUCAGGUGGUCCAGCAGAAGCUCAUGCAGCAGCAGGUAGUGACGACGGCGGCUCAGCUGCAGACCCCUGGCGUCCCCAACCCGGCACAGGUGCCAGCCAGUGCCGACAGCCCAAGCCAGCAGCCCAAGUUACAGAUGCGAGUGCCCGCGGUCCGGCUGAAGACGCCCACCAAGCCUCCGUGCCCCUAGCCAGGAGCGCGGCAGCCUCAGGGUGGGCCCCCAAGCCCCGCACCAGCUACCCAGACCGGGAGGCAGUGCCACUGAGGGUCCGGCUCCAGGAAAGCUGUCACUGAAACACAGCAGUGGAGCCCUCCAUCACAGUGCACCUUCACUGGAUGCCAUGACAAGCGGCUCAGGCAGCAGUGGCAGGCUCGCCCAGGUCGCUUGACCUGUUCGUGUCCUGCAGAGAGCAGCGCUGGCUCUUGUUAGGGCAGCGUGUGCACAUCCCAGGAACCACUAGGAAUGUGCAGUGAGCCGUACAGUGGGCUUCCUAAAGCUACGGUGCCGUCUCUGACAGCAUCUGCCUCUGCGUGGUUCUCCACACCCCACGGAAAGUGCACCCCGGGCCGUAGAUGAGAGAGGCUGUCCGAGGUCCAUCUGCUCAGAUCAGAGACACAUGUGGCUUCUUCCUUCCCUCCCACAGUGGGACUUGUGGAACUUCUUGAGGAAAUAUUUCGUACUGGCCCCACCGAAGCACAUUCAUAACGCAUCCCAGCUUGUGUGGAAGGGAACAGCCUGUGACUGAACUUGAUUCCAAAGAGCAGCCAGGGUGGCUCCACGACCCUCUCCCGGUGUGACUUAUUUCUACGUGGGCGGAACCUUCUGGAUUGUUUUCUACCCCGGCACUCCACGACACUUGCCCAGUUUUGGCGUAAAGCUCAUGUUUGGACUUGGGGCCCAGAACACUUACUGUGCAGCUGUCACAUUGUGGGUGUCACUGCUGAGUGCACAGCACUCGGUGACAACAGGGACACCUGUCACCCCACUCUCCACUCUCCUGUUUCAUGCCCAGCCCGGGCGUGCUCUGCAGAGGUGAGAAACCUCGUACGGGGCAGUCUGUGUAUGGGCCCAGUGUCACCCACAGAAACGGGCGUGAUAAACUCUCCCUCGUAGACUUGUGACAUCGGGUUUCUGUGCCGGGGUCUCAUGUUGAGCAGACACACGUGCUCAUGGUUCUGUGUAAAAUGGCGCAGCAUCUGUGCUGUUUUAAGGGGCCCACAGUGGAGGGGCAGAGAGAGGGCCAUGUUUGUACCGUUUCAUUUUUCACAACGAACGGCACGAUGACAGAAACGACUGCAGUGGGCUUGACUGGCUGAUGACGGCUGCUUACCUGGAAUGUUCCCCAGGCACACAGCAGGCAUCGAUGACACCAUCUGCGCUCUGAGCUCCCGACUCACUCGAUCCAGGAAACCGUCCUGUCAGGUCUAUGUGUACUGAGGAUGAGUUACGGCAUACUAGAGGGUUUUAUGUUGAUUUAAUCUGCCCCUCCAUCUCACCUCUUUGAUGGCGCAAAGGAAAGAAAGCCUUCUGUCCUGGAGUGUUUGGUUUCCCAUCAGUUAACGGACAGCGAAUGAUGCAACGACUGUUAGUGAAGCCAGUGUGCAGCUUAUUUUUUUGAGCGCUCGGAGAGAAAUUCGGAAGAAAGCAAAAAGCAAGUGUUGAAAACGGAAGGGAUUUAACACUUACCUGAGCACGUCGAAGCACAGGACUUGGGCAGGCUGGUCCAGAGUGGAGCACGCCCCGCGCGGCGCCCACGUGCAGAGCUGGGCUGCGGGAAUCCUUGUUGCUCUUACUUCACUGCUGCGCCAUGAGCUUCCUUCUCUCCUCCGCGCAGUGUUGCAGGCUCCCCAGGUGACGGUAACAGACGGAGUGCCCUGCUUAGUGUCCUGGCACAGCUGCAGCCUAGAGGUCUCUGUCAGUGCAGAGCACCUAUGCCCAGCUUUCUAAGAACAGGCCUGGGGCCCUGAAGAUGUGCGGUGUGGGACUGCUGCCCCGCCCUGCCGUGGGCGAAGGGCUCGCCUCUGGAGCGUGUUUCCUUCAGCAGCCAUCGCCUGAUGCAGAACGUGCAGCUACAGUUUCCUCAUGUCACUUGCUUUAGUGGCGUCCACAUGUCACCCUGACCUGCUCGUCUCCAGCAGUCGCUGAGGAAGAGUCCUCCUUCCAGAACAGUGUUCAAGGCUAGACUUCCCGCCCGUGUAGUGUGAACCGUGGUGCCCAGCAGCACACCAUGUGACGGCGGGAACACGUCUUCAGAACGUGGAGACAGCAGCUGCGCAUUGGCUGGCUGGCCUCUGACGAAGCUGGGCUCUCACUGGAAGAUUGGGGGUGCGGGGAGGUGCCGCCACCUGGGAAAGCCUUCCUCUCCCAGCUUUAUGAGUUUUGUUAACUGUUGUAACCAGAUAGCGGUUGUGUUUUAAAGUAUAAAGGAGGGAGGCCGAAAUUGUACAUACUUGUAAACAUGAUCAUUUGUACUUGAAUAGUAGGGUUUUAAAGGGCAUUGAUACCCCACCACAGAAAAGGUACAAUAAAAUGACCUUUUUAUAUGUUU
This is a messenger RNA of Hipposideros armiger (great roundleaf bat), 11812 nucleotides long. It is a transcript of the gene EP400, whose product is annotated as E1A binding protein p400. Lineage: Eukaryota; Metazoa; Chordata; Mammalia; Chiroptera; Hipposideridae. The transcript is spliced from 54 exons. Gene Ontology annotation, cellular component: Swr1 complex; NuA4 histone acetyltransferase complex. Gene Ontology annotation, molecular function: ATP binding; chromatin binding. The coding region runs from base 148 to 9453 and encodes 3101 amino acids. Gene Ontology annotation, biological process: DNA repair. The record is from RefSeq and is a predicted model, not a curated record.